AAAAAACGGUCACAAACGGAAACAAGCCGCAGAUAAUUGUUUACAUCUUCAACAAAUCUUCCAAACUCGCACCAAAGCGGAGACGAAGAAGAAGAAGAAGCAAAACGACCAAGCGAGCGAACACUCACUGGCGCACAUCGAGCCAACACCCCCCCCCACCCUCCUCUUUGUUGACAGAAAUGGACCAGCUCACGAUUCACCCCACUGCGGUCGUGUGCCGUGGUGCUGUAUUGAAAGGAAAUGUGACGAUUGGGCCCGGCACUGUCGUUCAUCCAACCGCAACCAUCGUGGCAGAGGGCGACACAGCCAUUGAUAUUGGCCGCGACAACAUGAUCGAGGAACAAACGGUGCUCAGAACCAGUGCAGAGAAUGGGAGCGGGACCAUGAUGAUCAUCGGGGACAACAACGUGUUUGAGAUUGGUGCUGGUGCGUUUGCGGGAACGACACCAGCUGCUGUUGUUGCCCUUGUUCACUUGCACGAUUCCACCACGACCAUGCUUUCAACUGCCCACAGUGAGUUGGAGGAUCACACGAUUGUGUAUGGGCCGCGAAACGAAACGCGCGUUGACCCCGUUCACAUUCAGCCAGAAACAUUCAAGGAGGAACUGAAGUUGUUGCAGGAAUCGUUGGGAAAGUACCAUCCCAUGAUACAGCCAUGACGCUCGCGUGGUUGAAUGCGUGUGUUUGUGUGUUUAUAUGUGGUCACGUGUGCGUGUUUCGUGGGGUUAUUUGAAUUGAUUCCUUCCUUUCUUGCUGCGCAGUUGUUACAUAUUGCGUGUGCGUGCUGUUGUGCAAAUACAAUAACACACACGCACGCAUGCGCACUCGCGUCACAUCCGCACUUCAUCGACGUGUGUGUGUGUGUGUGUGUGUGUGUGUGUGUGUGUGUGUGCGGGUGUGUGUGUGUGUGUGUGUGGGUGUGUAUGUGGGUGUGUGAACGGGGCGCGUGAAUACUUUGCGUGAUCGUCACAUUCAUGGUUGUGUCGGGGUAACAAACGGGACAAUGGGCAAUGAUACAUCCAAAGGGAAAAAAAGGGUGGACAUUGUGUGAAGAACAUU
Messenger RNA from Salpingoeca rosetta, 1059 nucleotides. RefSeq lists its product as uncharacterized. The transcript is spliced from 4 exons. Lineage: Eukaryota; Choanoflagellata; Craspedida; Salpingoecidae. Bases 180 to 659 code for a protein of 159 amino acids. Gene Ontology annotation, molecular function: dynein complex binding. Gene Ontology annotation, cellular component: dynactin complex. Gene Ontology annotation, biological process: mitotic spindle organization. The record is from RefSeq and is a predicted model, not a curated record.